AUGGAGCACCUAUCGAUGGCCACGCGCUUCCUCGCUACUUCCUCCGUUUGGGCUUCCUUGGCCUCAUCGCUGGGUGUCACCGCUGCCGUCGUCCUGUUGUUUUCCUUCUUCCGUCCAUACCACACCGUCGUGUACGCGCCCAAGCUGAAACAUGCCGACGAAUCUCGAGCACCACCACCGCUGGGCAAAGGCCCAUUCUCGUGGGUCCCGCCAUUAUGGCAGACCACGGAGAAGGACAUGAUCCGGAUGGCCGGUUUGGACGCCGUGAUUUUCUUGCGCUUCAUCAAUAUGCUGCGCAACAUGUUUAUCAUUAUGGCUAUCAUAGGCUGUGCUGUCCUGGUUCCCGUCAAUUACACCCAGUCCAUUCGAUUCGACAGCGACACCUGGCUCAUGCGCUUGACCCCUUCAAACGUAUGGAACGAGGCGCAGUGGGCCACCGUUCUCUCCGCCUGGCUCUUCAACAUAGUCGUGCUUGGCUUCUUGUGGUGGAACUAUAGGAAGGUUCUGCACUUGCGUCGAGAAUACUUCGAGAGUCCAGAGUAUCAGCAGAGUUUGCACUCCAGGACUCUUAUGCUCUACGAUAUACCCAAAAAACUUUCAUCGGACGAGGGAAUCGCCAGACUCAUCGACAUGGUUGCUCCAAAUUCGUCCUUCUCAAGAACUGCCAUUGCGCGCGACGUCAAGAUUCUGCCGAAACUGGUGGAACAGCACGAGAAAUGUGUACGAAAAUUGGAGAAGGUCCUGUCCAAGUACCUCAAGGAUCCUCACAGCCUCCCGGCUGCCAGGCCAGUCUGUUCGCCCUCAAAGAGUGACCCGUCGUACUCCACCUACCCUAAGGGGCAAAAGGUCGACGCGAUCGAGUACCUCACACAGAGGAUCAAGACACUGGAGUACGAGAUCAAGGAAGUAAGGACAAGCGUGGACAAGCGCAACACCAGACCUUUUGGGUUUGCUUCCUAUUCAGACAUUAGCGAGGCACACGCGAUCGCAUACGCCGCCCGGAAGAAAAAGCCACAGAGUGCCGUUAUCAAGCUUGCCCCCCGACCCAGCGACAUCAUCUGGGACAACAUGCCCCUGUCGGCCGCUACUCGUGCCAGAAAGAGGCUGUUUAUCAGCAUGUGGAUCGGUCUCCUGACCCUUUUGUGGAUUGCGCCCAACGCUAUGAUAGCCAUUUUCUUGGUCAAUCUCAGCAACCUCGGGUCCGUCUGGCACGACUUCCAGCUCUCACUAGAGACCAGUCCUGUGUUCUGGUCUAUCGUACAGGGUAUUGCAUCACCAGCAAUCACGUCGUUGGUGUACCUGCUGCUCCCCAUCAUUUUCCGCCGGCUGUCAAUGAGGGGCGGUGACCAGACCAAAUCUGGUCGAGAACGCCAUGUCAUCGGCAAGCUAUUCAGCUUCUUUAUUUUCAACAACUUGAUCGUCUUCUCCCUGUUCAGUGGCAUGUGGACCUUUGUGGCAAACGUGCUAGAAGACGCCAACAGCGGUACCGACGCGUGGAAGGCGAUUGUGGAGCAGGAUUUCGGGGGUUCCGUUCUAAUCGCCCUCUGCAAAAUCUCACCUUAUUGGGUGACCUACCUUUUACAGCGCCAGCUUAGUACGGCUGUCGACCUUGCGCAGGUCUGGAGUCUCAUCCUCAGCUUCAUCCUGCGCAAGCUAGGAUCCCCAACGCCGCGGGAGAUGAUCGAGCUCACCGCCCCGCAAUCUUUCGAAUAUGCCAGUUACUACAACUACUGCCUUUACUACGCCACCGUCGCUCUAUGCUAUGGCGUCAUUCAACCUCUUGUCCUGCCAUCCGUUGCUUUGUUCUUCGUUAUCGACUGCAUCUUGAAGAAAUACCUUCUCAUGUACGUUUUCAUCACCAAGAACGAGAGUGGCGGCAUGUCAUGGCGGGUCCUCUUCAACCGCGUCUUGUUUGCGCUUGUUCUCUCCAACCUCGUCGCAUUUCUGGUUGCGUUCAUGCGAAGCACCUACACCCAGGCUUAUGCCGUGGUUCCGCUGCCCUUCAUCGUCAUCGGGUUCAAGAUCUACUGCGCCAAGGCCUUUGACAGCAAGAUACACUACUACUCGACCCGAUUCGUUCCCCGUGGCCCUGAGCCAGAAGUCGGCAUCGCAAGCAAGGAGAACCUGAAAAAUGAUCGCCUGGCAUCGAAGUUCGGCCACCCUGUUCUUUACAGGCCACUCAUUACGCCCAUGGUCCAUGCAAAGGCGCAAAAUAUUCUCGCAAGCGUGUAUCAGGGUCGGCUUAGCGACGGACGUGAGACUGGGUCGGCAGAAGGCACCAGCGUGUCCGGGUAUAGCGACACCUACGCUCUCGAUCCCAUGCGCGCAGGAAGGCCAGGCAAGGCAGCUGCGAGCGGUCUUUCAGGCUUUGAGAUCGUCCCAGAAGGGAAGCUUGACUUUGAGUACUACAAAAACCGCAGCGAAUUUGCCGAAGACCACGGGCAGGGGGACUUGUUCGGCCAUUCUAGGGACAUGAUGCGACCCGGCACGCCUUCAAGCACCUUUGGCGGGUCAGACACGGAUUCGAGGCCAGGCACACCGACAGGGGGAAUGAUGUUCAGCGGAAGCAAAGGUGGAUUUGCGGCAACAUCGGUCAAUGGUGUCGGAGGCGACGGCAUGGGGCCUGCACCUGGAUACGCGAGUCCUUCGGCCCAGUAUUCACCGAGGAUGCCGCCCUAUGGCUCGCCAGCCAUGGAUUAUCCAUCGAGAACACGGUCACCAUACGGCCUUGUCGCAGCCAGCGACUCCACGUCAAACCUAGUCCAAUCAGCCGCACCGAUAGCAUCACCACCAGUCGGUUAUUACGCAAACGACGCUGGCUCUAGGAGCGCCAGUAUCGACCACGGCACUCCAAGUUUUGACCGGCCCAGAGCUGGAGCAAUGCCACCUGGUGCACUAGGCGGUGGGCCCCAGGGAUACGGUAACCUACCGCAGGCCGAAUCGGAAUAUGAGGACCCUAUGAGUUAUAAUUACUUCCGAGGUGGAACCGGGAGGUCGAGAUAUAAUGGCGGCAGUUAA
This is a messenger RNA of Diaporthe citri, 3018 nucleotides long. RefSeq lists its product as uncharacterized. The transcript is spliced from 3 exons. Gene Ontology annotation, cellular component: plasma membrane. Bases 1 to 3018 code for a protein of 1005 amino acids. NCBI's taxonomy places the organism in Eukaryota, Fungi, Ascomycota, Sordariomycetes, Diaporthales, Diaporthaceae. Gene Ontology annotation, molecular function: calcium-activated cation channel activity. The record is from RefSeq and is a predicted model, not a curated record.